UCUUAGUUGACGGAAAUAUUGAGUACAUGUUCGUGUAUUGACUGCCUGGAUGGAAAUUAAAAAUUAAUUGUUAGUACAAAAUGCCACUAUUUGGACGUAAGAGUGAUGGUGAAAAGAAAGAACGGGGAAAAGACAGUGACAUUCGGAAGAAGUAUGAUUUAAAAGAGACACUUGGAACUGGUGCUUUCUCAGAAGUGUUGUUAGCAGAAGACAAAAUCCAGCCUGGUAAAUUUGUUGCUGUAAAAUGUAUAGACCGGAUGGGCAUUGUUGGGAAAGAGGAGUCCCUUACUAAUGAAAUUGAAGUAUUAAGAAGAUUAAAUCAUCCAAAUAUUGUACAGUUAACAGAUGUAUUUGAAGACAAAAACUAUGUUUAUCUCGUCAUGGAAUUGGUGACUGGUGGGGAGCUGUUUGAUCGUAUCAUGGAGAAAGGGAGCUAUACAGAGCGUGAUGCAAGUUACCUAAUGAAGCAGGUCCUAGAGGGGGUCGACUUUAUGCAUGAGAAAGGCAUUGUACAUAGAGAUUUAAAGCCAGAGAAUUUACUGUACUACAGCAGUUCAGCAGACUCAAAGAUAAUGAUCAGUGAUUUUGGGUUGUCAAAGAUCGAGGACUCCGGUACUAUGGCGACAGCUUGUGGAACCCCGGGAUAUGUUGCUCCAGAAGUUUUAGCUCAACAACCUUAUGGCAAAGAAGUUGACUGUUGGUCAAUUGGUGUGAUAGCCUAUAUUUUGUUGUGUGGGUAUCCGCCCUUCUAUGAUGAGAAUGAUGCUGCCUUGUUCCAGCAGAUACUGAGAGCUGAGUUUGAAUUUGACUCUCCCUACUGGGACGACAUAUCAGAGUCUGCCAAGGAGUUCAUCAGAAACCUUAUGUGCAAAGAUCCGAAGAAGAGGUUCACCUGUAAACAGGCUAUUGCCUUCCCAUGGAUCUCGGGCAACACAGCAUUGGACAAGAACAUUCACGCGUCUGUCAGCGCUCAGAUGCAGAAGAACUUCAUCAAAAGCAAGUGGAAGCGUGCCUACAACGCGACUGCCGUCAUCCGACAGAUGCGCAAGCUCGCCAUGCACAAGGAGGACAAGAAGUUACAGGAAUAGACAUGCACCAGAUGUUGCUAGUCAUGUUGGUUAUAUUAGAUAGCUAUCCAUUUUUUUCUGAUAUCAAAAACGUGAAAUUGUCUGGUCAGUAUAUUUUUGAAGGAGCUGUUUGUUCUAUAGAGGUAGUGUUCUAGCAAGGGAUUAAAAGUUAAGAACUUGGGUAAUACUUUGAAUGAUUUUGGUGACGGAGCGAACGACUCUCAGCAGUAAACAGUAUGAGGAGACGGUCAGCUUAUUAAGUUACCCAUGAGAUGUGCAUUUACCCACCAUUCCUGAAGGAUACUAAUACAAAGUACCAGUAUUAGACCUGGAUCUGGCUUAAGUAACCGGCUUAACAAAGGCUUGUAAUACUUUUAAAAAAAUACAUUGGUUUUUGGUAGAAUCUGGGCUGUAAGUUUAAAACUAAGUUUGUAAAUGAAUGAAACAUAUAUACAUGCGCAUGUAUGUAAAUGGCCUAUUAAAAUAAUUGUAUGUGUUAUUUCUGCAUAUUGAAGUGUCAGUAUGCAAACCUUACUUUGUGAUCCAAUUUAUUUGUAUACUGUUUUGCCUAAUGUUGGUUUCUAGUUUGGACUAGAAGGGUGAAUUGCAUAGGAGUUUAGUCAAACAUCAUUAGCUCAGUUACAGAAUACACGUCAUCGCCUCAAUAAAGCUACUUAAUGUAAGUUGUAAAAUCUGCAUUUUAGCAGGUUGUGGUUUUGUACCAUGGUAUGAUAGCACUUAUUUGUUUCAAACUUAAUAAUACAGAAGGUUCAACACUGUAGACCUUCGACAACAGAAAUAAAAUGAUUUCCUUUGUCAUUAUUACAACGUUAUGUGCUAAUUGAGUAUAAUAAUAAUUAUAUAGUAGGUUUUUCUUCAAUAUUGUCAGUUUUCUUAUCUUAUUUUAAUGUACAUGUAGUGAUUUCAUUGCCUUUUUCAUUGUUUCACUUUAGUUUAAAGUUGAGCAUAAUUGUUUAAUAUUACUUGUAUUUUCUAAAUUGAUUAGUUUUGUGAUGUUGUAGUGUUCCACAUUGUCAUUUGGUUAAAGCUGGGAUAAUUUUAACAAAUUCUAAAUACUCUUUCAUGGUUAAUUGUUGGUGGCAAAAUUUUACCAGUAUACACUCUAUCAACUAACCAAUGCAGAUUUAUUAUUGAAGAAAACGGUUCCUAACAUACUGGCAUACUCUUGUAUACUGGUGGUAUUCUUUCAGAAAAUAAAGAUUGUGUUUCCCGUAAUUCAAUUGUCACCCAUUCCCAACCAGCAUCAUUCAAGUACGAUUUCUACACUAAUUCAUCUAUUCUGAGAAUUUAAGCGUGUCUUAGGCCAUUUGCCAAACUGUUUCCUUCUUGGUUAGCUAACACUGUUAUCAUUUCUCAUUUUGGAAUAAUUAUAUUUUAAAGUUCAUACAUGUGGACUUGUUUGUUAAAACUGAAAUAAUUAUAUUUCAAGGUUCACUGUUAAAUUGGUUCGUGCAUUUAUGAAAUCUUAACAUUUGAUCAUUUUAAUAGAUAAAAAAAAUAUAUUAUACUUGAAUACAAUCAUAUUGUAUUCAAUUUGCUUGUUUGCAUUCCAAAAUUUAGAUCAGACUCAAUACACAUUACCAGCUUAGUUCAUAUUGUUAGCUGCUUUAGGCUUCAUUGACGGCUUCCAAACCCGCUUUUUAUGUGCUGCAUUUAGCCCCCUGAAAGUUUGCAGUAGCAACAUGAAUACUAACUUAAAUCGAUGUUUUCUACAGUUAACAAAAGUUUUUCAGAAGUGGGAAUAUAAACAGAUGCUUGUUUUUUUUGUAUUGUGUUAUGGUCGGCUCUGCCCUUCCUCCAAUAGUGCUUGAGUUACAAUAAUAUCUCUUAUUAUACUUAGCUUCUAACAUAAAGCAUUGUAAUGUUUGCAAAAAUGGCUAUUUUUGUUCAAAUGUCUUGAAAACCGAUCCUGCAUUUCUUAGAACAGACAAUAGCAAUGGAAAACUUUAUGUUUGCGCUUUUAUUAAGAAAUAUAAUGCCACGGUAAUAUGAAGUUCAUAAUGUUAAUAUAUGGUGUUACAUGAGUGGUUCACAUAGAAACAGAAGACUUUCAUUUUAAUUCACAUCAUUGAUAAGUACCAAGUAUGAAUUUCCAGUUAGUCGGUCAUAUAAUAUUGUAAUUCCAAUUUUUUACUUAUAAGUUUUACUGGAUACAAUAUUUUGGAAACUAUUUCUUGGUAAUAAUGUAUUGUAAUAUUGGCAUUUCAGAAACAAAAUACCAGAUUUUCAGAAUUUUUGAGUUUUCAAACUUUCAGCCUUGCAAUUAAUAAUUUUCAUAAGGGUAAAACAUAGCAUAAUAGGUUAUUUCUCCUAAUUUAGGAGAAAGGGUAUAUUCACUAGGAUUUUUGAUUUUGGGGGGAUUUAUUUGUUCCCAUAUAUUAAUUGUAAUUAGAUUAUUAGUGGUCAUUCACUAAAGACAUAAUAUUUUCUCUGUAUAACUAAGGUUGUAUCGCUUGUUUACCUCCUGCAUCAUACAUUCUCCUAUGACAUUCACAUAGAAAUAAACAGCCAAUCCAUAGGGAUGUGAAGUUUUGCAUGAACUUAUAUGGAUUACACAAAUGUCAUGCUUUACAUAAGUGAUGAAGUUUGAUUUUCAAGUUAUAGGAACUGAUACAGUCAGCGGUACUUGAGAUUAUUGUUGUUGAUAGCUUUGUGGAAGUAACAUGUUUGCAAAGAUAUGUAGUGUUUUCUUUAUUGAUAUUUAUAUAAAUUUAAUCUUUUUAAAUGUUUUUUUUCAAGUUAUCACCCUUGUGGAUGAUUUGUGUUGGAGCACAGUACUCCUACAUGUAUUUCUUCAUGAGCUAAAGGUGCAUUCUAGCAGUGGAAAAAUAAACUCUCAUGUUUUAAAAAGCAAUGUUAAGAUUGAAUGUUAUAUCCCUCACCACUCAAGUAGUCAUCUGAAAUGAUAAAAAAGUCCAAUAAAGGAAAUUUAAUGUCAUGAGUUUCAAUAGUAUGCAAUUAUUCAUAUUUUCUUAUAGUUUUAUCAAUGGUUUAUAAUUAUUUGUUUGGGUAUAUUCAAUACAAAAUUACAUUGAAAACCUGCAAGCAGGCUCAGUAUGUUUUCUGAUGGAAUGUUCCUUUAAGUCACAGCUGUACAGUUAUAACUAGGCUAGCUUUUGUUGUUCAUUUACGUGCUUGUAUUUAUUUUGUCUUAUUUAAUUGUGAAAUGUAUAUUCCUUUUUUUAAUAAUAUUUUUUUUAUUACAAGCAUUUGACAACUGAUGCUAUUUGGUAUGAGUUAUGAAUUUAUUGCAAUUAUUUCCAAAUAUUAGUAAAUUAUUUUGUUUUGAGUUGUCAUAAAAAGAACAGCCUUUCUAACUGCAUGUUUUAAAAGUCAAUUGAUUCAUCCAUUUUCAUGUUUAUCAUUAAAAAUUCAAAAGAACUAGAUGGACCAAAUGAUGAAGACGACUAUUUAUGUCGAUACGUUUACCAAAGCAUGAUAGCAUUUUAAACAUUCCUGGUCAUGAGAGAUUCAUAAGUUUUUUGUUUGUUAUUUGAGAAAUAGUUAUUAAAGUUAUGAUCUCUGAUAUAUUACAUUUGUAUUCAAGAGCAUUUCUUCUUCUUCUUUUUUUUCUUGGAAGGAUUUUUGUCGUAACCUCAAACAUUGUAACUCUGUAGGAAUGUCACAGUCGGCAAGAAUUUCACUCUUUUCGUUACCUCAACUCUGUUUGCCACUUUAAUACCUGGCUUAAGAUCAGUUUUACAUAACAUAUUAACAUAUUUAUUAUGAUAAUAACAAAAUUUUGAUGGCAAGUUAUUUUCAUUUCACGAGAAAAUCUUUAUUGAAACAGACCCCGAUUGCAUAUCUACAUAAAGCAUACAUGUACGGUAGUGUUCUGCCUACAUAACGCAUACAUGUACGGUAGUGUACUGCCUACAUAACGCAUACAUGUACGGUAGUGUUCUGCCUACAUAACGCAUACAUGUACGGUAGUGUUCUGCCUACAUAACGCAUACAUGUACGGUAGUGUUCUGCCUACAUAACGCAUACAUGUACGGUAGUGUUCUGCCUACAUAACGCAUACAUGUACAGUAGUGUUCUGCCUACAUAACGCAUACAUGUACGGUAGUGUACUGCCUACAUAACGCAUACAUGUACGGUAGUGUACUGCCUACAUAACGCAUACAUGUACGGUAGUGUUCUGCCUACAUAACGCAUACAUGUACAGUAGUGUUCUGCCUACAUAACGCAUACAUGUACGGUAGUGUCCUGCCUAAAUAAUGUUUAUAUGUUUGGUAGUGUUCUGCCUACGGGGACAGUGCAUUUCAAGUCAAAUCUUUGUUGAAUUGAAGUUGACUUUAGUCCACUUGUGGCUAUCAAGUAGACUUGACAACUACGGAAGUGGAAUUUAAGUCAACGGUUAGUCAACUUAGGUGUUUAACAUGGUUUGUUUGUACUAUAUUUCCAUUUAAGUUUCAGUUUGUUUCCUAGUUUUCUUUACAUUACAUAACUUAUAUACAGCAUCCCCAUUACUGUAUUUCAAUGCCGACAUUCUUAAGUAUUCAAUUAUUCAGACUUUUGUACAUUUGUGCCAAGUAACUACAGUAUGUUUCGAUAUUUAUAGAUUUUUUUAUUGCUAGAAAACUUAUUUAAUCUUUGAAAAAGCAUUUUUAGCUCGACUAUUCGAAGAAUAUGGAGAGCUAUACUACUCACCCAAGCGUCGGCGUCGGCGUCUGCGUCGGCGUCACCCCUUGGUUAAGGUUUUGCGUGCAAGCACACAUAGGUUAAUAUCUCAGCAACUACUUGAGGUAUUGCAUUGAGACUUUAUACAAUGGUACUCAACCAUCCAACCUACUUAAUUAAACAAGUUUGGUAACUCUACUUUGCAUUUAAUGCCAAAAAUAGGCCUUUUAUAUUUGACUUAGAAAUUCUGGUUAAGGUUUUGCGUGCAAGCACACAUGGUUAAUAUCUCAGCAACUACUUGAGGUAUUGCAUUGAGACUUGAUACAAUGGUACUCAACCACCCAAGCUACUUAAUUAACCAAGUUUGAUAACUCUACUUUGCAUUUAAUGCCAAUAAUAGGCCUUUAAUAUUUGACUUAGAAAUUCUGGUUAAGGUUUUGCAUGUAAGCACACAUAGGUUAAUAUCUCUACUGGAUGAAUUGCAUUGAGACUUUAUACAUCCACCCAACCUAAUUGAAUAAUCAAGUUAGAUAACUGUGUUUUGCAAAUAAUGGCCCUUUAUUAUUACACUUAAAAAUUCUUGUUAAAAUUUUCCAUGUUAUCACAUCUAUGUUAAUAUCUCCGCACAUCAUGUAUUGCAUUGAAAUCUAAUCUAACAGUGAUCCAUGCAUGUUUCGCCAAAACUUUUCAAUCCUUACACUGAAAAGCGGCGGAAUAGUCGAGCCGGCUGUCUCUGUGACAGCUCUUGUUAGUUGUUGUCAGAGGAUUAGUUAUAAUAAUUCAGGAAUUCAAUUAUAUAGUAGAACUGUUAAGAGCACUACAUUUUUAAGAAAUAAAACAUGAAAAACCAUGUGUAAGUGCUGGAACUUUUUUAUUUGAGAAUCUCAACUCUUGCAUUUAACGAACAAAGAAGCAUUUUUUAGGGAGUACAAAUGAUAUUACUUUUAUUUCAAAAAAAAAAAUCAACUGUUGAAGAUGUAAAUGUAAUGGCCAAUGACAGAACUUCUAAUGAGGCAGUAUUGAAAAAAAAAAUAGGAUGUCGUAAAUCCUCCGAAUUGGCUUGCAAAGAAAUCCUUGAAGUCUUUUUUAGUGUUUUCAGCCUUUAUAUUUCAAAUAAGUGUCAAUAUAAAAAAGGCCAAUAUAGUUGCCAAAAUAUUAAACUCAUAUAUUUAUUGCUGUUAUUUUCCUUCCUCGCAUCCCCCUUUUUCUAUGUGCAAUGUUCUUGUAUAUGAUGUGACUUGUUAUGUGAUUUACAGUUUAUAUAGUUUAUACAUCUUGAUGCAUUUCUCUGUGUUUGACUUAGUGUACUCUUUUACAUAUAUAUAUUAUAUAUUGUUAGUUUUCCACUCAAUAUAGAUUACUUCAUGUAAUAUCUUUCCAUAUGUCGACACAACACAAAGAUAAAACUAUUUUAACAUUAAA
This is a messenger RNA of Mya arenaria, 7133 nucleotides long. Its product is annotated as calcium/calmodulin-dependent protein kinase type 1-like. Gene Ontology annotation, biological process: protein phosphorylation. The coding region runs from base 81 to 1088 and encodes 335 amino acids. The record is from RefSeq and is a predicted model, not a curated record. The transcript has 9 exons. Lineage: Eukaryota; Metazoa; Mollusca; Bivalvia; Myida; Myidae. Gene Ontology annotation, molecular function: calmodulin binding; calcium/calmodulin-dependent protein kinase activity; ATP binding.